AUGCAGAUGAAUGAUCUUAAUUGCUUAUUAGAUACUGCGCUGCUGGCUUCAUUGCCGGAUUCGUGUAAAAUAAGCAGCAACAACAAUAGCUACAAUAUCAACACCACCAGCAGCAGAAACAGCAACAGCAGCACCGACAAUAGCAACAACAACAAUAACAACAGCAUUGACGAUAACAACAAUAACAAUGGCAUUACAACAAUAACAACAACAACACCAACAACACAGCAACAUCAGCAUAACAGCAGGAAUAGCAACUGCGACUACAGCAGCAGCAACAACAGCAGUAGUUCUAGCAAUAACCAUAGCAACAAGAGCAGCAGUACCGACAACAGCAACAGCGACAACAACAACAGCAACGGCAGCAACAGCAACAAGAACAGCAACAACAAAAAUAACAACAACUGCAACAGCAACAAGAACAUUAACAGCGGCAGCAGCACCGACAGCAACAGCAACGACAAUAGAAGCAGUAGGAAUAAUAUCAGCAGCUAUAAUAACAGCAAAAGCAACAGCAGUAGUUACAAUAACAGGAGCUGCAACAGCAGCAACAACAACAACAGUAGCAGCAACAACAGCAACAACAACAGCAGUACCGACAACAGCAACUGCGACAACGACAAUAGCAACGGCAGCAGCAACAACAAGAACAACAACAACAAAAAGAACAAUAACUGCAGCAGCAACAAGAACAUUAACAGUAGCAGCAGCACCGACGGCAACAGCAAUGACAAUAAAAGCUGUGGGAAUAAUAUCAGCAUUGAUAAUAACAACAGCAACAGCAGUAGCUACAACAACUAG
Molecule: messenger RNA, 801 nt
Organism: Anoplophora glabripennis (Asian longhorned beetle)
Lineage: Eukaryota; Metazoa; Arthropoda; Insecta; Coleoptera; Cerambycidae
Exons: 3
Coding region: 1-801 (266 amino acids)
Source: RefSeq, a predicted model, not a curated record